AGCACGGUAAAAAUGCGUUGAGAACGAUUUGUAUAAGUUUGCUGUUUUUGUAUCGCGACGCGCGUUAAAAUAGUGUCUAAGGUGUAACUCGUUGCAUUAAAAUAAGUGUUAGUUGAGCCCAGUGGUUUGAUUCAACGCCCAGAUACCAUCCCCUGGCCGAGGUAGCUUCGGGGACGGCGCCGGUCCUCGCUCUGGACCUUAAAAGAGCGUGGUGGUCCAGCCUAGGUGUGAGGGGCCGGAGACGACGCGUCGACGGCUACGAGCACCAUUUCUUCGGUGUACCAGACCGGCGGGUCCAGGACCUGGCCGUGUAGCGUACAUUUUGGUGUUACCCAUAAGGGGAACGAACCGUUAUCAGCACGAUAUUGGAAGAUAACCCUCGAAUUGGGACAAGAUUCAGGACCGAAGCGGUCUACAAUCAGCAGAAUCGAGGAUUCGCGUCAUUCCAGCAUUUAGUGUUAAAUUCCGUGGAUCCGUGCGUUGGACGCUAAAUAACGAAGUGAAAAUCAAAACCGCAUGGGUUUUUAGGUUAUUAGUGUUGUGCCAAUUUCAUUGAACAGAUUACCGGUUAAGUUGCCAAGUUGGUAACAUUGAGUGACUAACUUCACAUCGAACAACUGUCAGCUGUCAGAAUCGGCCAUAGUGUAUAGACUCUAAGUUACGUCAAACUUCAAGUUGUUGACAUAUUAAACGUCAAAUUCAUUUACUUGCCGGAUCGAUAUUGUUAAUCGCUAUUAUAAUAUAGAAAACAAGUGUUACAAUUUAGAGUUAACUUUACUGUGAGAUAUUUGUGUUCAUAGCAAACAUGUCGCUAAAAGCCGCAAAGGUUCAAUUAAAGACGCGUUAUUUAAUGUUAACGGAUUAUGCUGGCACAAUUGUGGUACGACCAGGCACGAUCGCCGCGACCGUAGCAAGGAGGCAUUUCCGAGAAGCCUACAAAACGUAUGUUUCGGCAUACGAGUCAUUGGUGGCGAGUGAUUCGGAACUUGCAGAGGAGGAAAGACUACUGUACCAGCAGCAAUUUAGCGAGAAGUUGCCCCUGCGCGUAAAGACGCUCUUUGAGGAGCGGCACGGGACAGAUCCGCAAGUGCUACCGACCCUUACCCAGCUAGUGUCGCUACUAGAUGAACAAUGCCGGGUGCAGCAGGCGAUCUCCCCUGCAGCAGUGGAACGAACUCCUGCGGCACGCCGGUCACCCACUGCUAGAGGUCGAGGCGGCGCAGCGCCGGCUCACCACCUGGCAGCCCCCCGGGUCCUGGCAGCACAACCGGAACCCAAUGAUCAGGCAUGUCGGUUGAGGAACCAGCAGCUGCAAAGGCUGUGCAUCGAGUGCAAGAUCAGCCACCGGCUCAGUCAGCCUCGUGGAGGCGAUCACCACCGCAGCGGCGGUCACCACCUCGACCGGCCCCGCCACAGGAGAGAGGGCCGCAGCAGGCCCACUCAUCACAAUCAUGCUCACCACUACCGUGGGGUGUGGAGGAAGCUAGGACUCCCUCCCUAUCAAACCAGACACCUCUUUUGGUGGCUGCUGGUCACGUUCCACGCCUGCCGGUUGGAGCGAGGGCCCGCCAGGCGCAGGAGACCUUCCACUCCUUGCGCUUUGGCACUCGACGCAGCCCUGAGCCCCGGCAAUGAAAUGAUCUCACUGUUGGUGAACCAGAGGCACGGUGGAUGACGCCAUCCAUCCGUGUCAGUCCUACAGCCAUUGUUCUUGUUAGAUCAGGUAAUGGUACUUACGUUAAGGCUAGAUCUUUGCUGGAUACCGGCGCGGCUUGCUCCAUAGUAAAGAAAUCAUUUGCAGAUGAAGUAGGUUUGCACCAACAGUUUAAUGGUACUAAUAUAUUUGGAAUCGGUGAUCAAAAGGUCAAUGUCCCCGGGACAAUAGCAAAGGUAGUAUUCAGGCCGGUAGGAAAAAUAGUUCCGAUAAUUAGCGUUAUAGCUACAGUUAUGUAUACAGUUACUGGGAAUAUUCCAUAUGUAAAUGCAUACCUCAAGGGUCACUUAGAUGCGACGCAGCUCAAGUUGGCAGACCCAAAGUUUGAUGUAUCUCAAGAUGUAGAUAUCAUUUUUGGACUGGAUAUAC
Leguminivora glycinivorella is the source of this 2083-nucleotide messenger RNA. RefSeq lists its product as uncharacterized. The coding region runs from base 806 to 1675 and encodes 289 amino acids. The record is from RefSeq and is a predicted model, not a curated record. Lineage: Eukaryota; Metazoa; Arthropoda; Insecta; Lepidoptera; Tortricidae. The transcript has 3 exons.